Molecule: messenger RNA, 6765 nt
Organism: Stomoxys calcitrans (stable fly)
Lineage: Eukaryota; Metazoa; Arthropoda; Insecta; Diptera; Muscidae
Gene: Pdk1
Product: 3-phosphoinositide-dependent protein kinase 1
Exons: 6
Coding region: 1479-4301 (940 amino acids)
Biological process (GO): intracellular signal transduction; peptidyl-serine phosphorylation
Molecular function (GO): protein serine/threonine kinase activity; ATP binding
Source: RefSeq, a predicted model, not a curated record
CACUAUGGAAUUGACAUAAAUGAAGGCUCUCUCUUUCUCUCUCUCUCUCUCUCUCUUACUCUUUAGCUGGUCGAGUGAAUUUUGCUCUUUCUUGGCAAAGGCCAUUGAUUCAUUUUCAGUUAUGCUGUAAGCAGAGAGAUAUUUGCUGUGCUGGUCGAUAUGGCUAUGUCCCAAUGCAUUGCAUUUGCCUUUUGUGGUGGUUAAUGUUACUGUUUUGUUUUCUUCAUUUCUAUUUGUUGAUGCAGGCUCUCCCUCUCCCUUUGGGUUUCUGUUUCGCUCACUCAUGCCACUCGCUUACUGUAGUGGGCGCCGCUCAUUUCGUUGCCAUUCGUUUUUCUGUGGCUGUUUAUUUGUAAUAUUUUGAAAAUGACAGUUUAUUUUUAAACGCGCUUCUGAACGUUUGUUCACUCGUUCAUCUGCUCAUUUUUAAACUUAACUUUGCGCGUUUCGGACGUUUGCGACGGAAAACAAAAAUUAAGGAAAUUGAAAGAAAAAAAAAUCUACCUUCGUAUCGCAUUCAAUUUGAAGAAACCAAACAACAAUAAUAAAAAAAUGUACACAACAAAAUCAAAUCAACAAUCACACAAGAUCGUACUUUGAUGAAAAUAAAACAAAUCAAAGGCAAACAAAAUAAAAAUGAAAUACUUUUGCGUUUAGCAAGAGUGUGUGUGAACACAACAUAAUAAAAAAAAAUAGUAAAUAAAAUUAAUAACACCCACAAUAUUAAAAGCAAACGCACAAAUUUCGUGAAAAUAAAAUUUAGAAAAUAUAUCAAAAAAAACUUGAAUUUGUUUUAAAGGCUUGAAAAAGUUUCACAAUUUUAAGACCAGUAAGGCCUUUUCUCUGGAACAAGACCAUGGCCAUUUCCAAACAAGUGCUACAAUGUUCACCUAUAAACAAAACAAAAAAUAUUUGAAUUUAAUUUUUUGAAAGCCAUAAUACAUACCCCUCAAACAAUACCCAUACAAAUAAUCAUCUAAAGGUUAAGGAACCUUUAAUGUGAUUUUUUUGUUUUAUUAUUUGUGUAUGUUGUAUUGCGUUUUUUUCUGCAUCAAACACACACACACACGCAUUCAGAAAAAAAGAGAGAUUCUUGUGAAGAAGAAGUUCUCAAUAAAGAUAAUUGUAUAAAUCACCAAAACUAAAAGAAAUAAAAAUCAACAUACCCCCCAAAAAACAAAAAUAUUGUGGGAGUGAACAUAGACAGAACGACAAGAGAGAGCCCUUAAAGGAUUACCCUCAUAUUCAUUUUUAAGUGGAUUAAACUCAACGGUUAAAAUUCAUCAUCCAUCCUGCACAACAUCACCUUUAACAAUUACAACGCCUUCUCGUCUGUGUUUUUACAACAACCACCCAUCAUUGCAAGCAUCAGCCAUAACAACAACUUCAACAUCAACACUGACAAGGAGGAGGAGGAGGAGGAAUAUUUGCCCAACAGUCUCCUUUUUCGGGAUAAAAAUACCAAAAAAGGCCUCCUCAUGAAAUGUAAAAGCUGGUCUAAUAAAAUCAACAAUUUUGUUGUUCGACGCUUGAAGUUUAUUAAGAUUAACGGUCAACAACAACAACAGCAACUCCCUCCUCUACCCACAACCUCGGCAACAUUAACCGUAACAGCAACAUUGCCUUGUGCCCCAACAACACCAACAGCAGCAACGGCGCCGGCGCAACAGCAAUAUCUGAAUCAUUGCUGUAAUAGCACCAUGCCCGCUAUGCCCACUGAGAAGGCAGCCACAGCAGUAUCAUUAACAGAAAAUAAUUUUAGUGAAUUGAAUUUUAAAGAAUUAGCCAAUACCGCUGCCGUAGUAGCUGCCACCGCUGCCAUGGCCACUACCGCCACAGUUCCCGUUAAUGCUGGGCCCAUGUCAACGGCGACAUCGUGUCGUCAACAAAAUGCUGCCCAUCAUCACCAUCAACAACAACAGCAACGACAUCUAUGUGGUUGUGGCAAUGCCUCAGCUCCUGAGGUUACCAUGCGUACGAAAUUUAUGACCAAUGGACAUUCAUCACCCCUUACAGCGGCCUUGGCCACACAAAACUCUUCACCCUCGUCAUCACCUCAACGUUUAUCAAUUGCAUCAAAUGCCAGCAGUGUCAGCAGCAAUACCACAUGUUGUCGUCUGCGUUAUCAACAACAGCAACAACAAACAAGCAAUGGUAUUGGUAGUGUUGCUGGUGUUGGUAUUGAAGCGACAGCAGCAGCAGCAGCAGCAACAACAACAACAUUGGCCUCAUCACAAACUUCCACAUCAUCCGGUGGCUCAUUUGCCAUGUCAUCCGCGUCCUCCACAACAAACAAUUCGACAAACAAUUUGUAUCCCGCUAAAGCAUCACCACCUGCCGCCACCGCCGUUACACCACCAAAGAAAUCGGCAAAAGAUUUUUAUUUUGGUAAAUACAUUGGUGAAGGCAGUUUCAGUAAUGUCUAUUUGGCGAGUGAUGUGAAUACAAAACGUGAAUAUGCAAUUAAAGUCUGCGAAAAACGCCAAAUUUUACGCGAACGCAAACAAGACUACAUACGACGCGAACGCGAAGUUAUGCACACUCUAACAAAUGUUCCUGGUUUUGUGAAUUUAUCCUGCACCUUCCAAGAUGCCCGUUCACUUUACUUUGUUAUGACCUAUGCCAAAAAUGGUGAUCUAUUGCCAUACAUCAAUAAAGUUGGUUCCUUCGAUAUCGAUUCAACGCGCCACUAUGCUGCCGAACUAGUAUUAGCCUGCGAACAAAUGCAUCGUCGCAAUAUUGUGCAUCGUGAUUUGAAACCGGAGAACAUACUGCUCGAUGAGGAUAUGCAUACGCUAAUAGCCGAUUUUGGUUCGGUAAAGAUUCUCACAGCCGAAGAGAAGAUUCAAGCUAAUGAAUUCCUACUCUCCGGCGGCAUUGAUUUUACCAAAAAGGCCAGAUGUCAAUCGGGCGGCAGCAUGCGCAGCGAUGAUGAUGAUUAUGGCGAUGAAGAUGAUGAGGAUUACGAAUCGACCGGUUCGUCGGGCGGUAGCUGUGGUGAUGGUGAAGUGUGUGGUGAGACAGAUUCACCGCGUGUCGCCAGACGUCAACAACAGCCCAGAUAUCAUCGGCGAAGACGCGGCAGUUUUGUGGGUACAGCGCAAUAUGUAUCGCCUGAGGUCUUGCAAAAUGCCCCCAUAACACCGGCAGCUGAUUUGUGGGCCUUGGGUUGCAUCAUUUACCAAAUGAUGUCGGGUUUGCCACCCUUCCGUGGUUCCAAUGACUAUGUCAUCUUCAAGGAGAUAAUUGCCUGCAAUUUAGAUUUUCCCCAAGGCUUCGACAAGGAUGCCGAGGAUCUAGUCAAAAAAUUGUUAAAACUCAAUCCUGCUGAACGUUUGGGUGCCCAAGAAUUUAUAAGUCAUUAUCUGACAAUACGCUCGCAUCCCUUCUUCAAGGGCGUGGACUUCGAGGCAGUGCGGCAGACAACACCACCUCCGAUAUCGCCGUAUUUGCCCGAUCUGGUGCGUGAGGAAGAGGAGGCGUAUAUGUUGUGCGAUAAUUUGGAACCCGGUUUGGAUGACAAACAGCUAACGAGAUUGCUGGGCAAGGAACUGGGUUGCAUUAGCGAUGACGAUGCCGGUGAGAGGAAGAUGAGUGUGAAUAAAGCCAAACCUGCAAUAACCACAACGCCGGCCUCAACGCCAAAUAGUUUUCAGAAAUCAGCCAAAAAUAGCUUUGAUCUGUCCGAUUUGGAAAAGCAUAAACGUUUGGAAUUGCAAAAAACCGAUAAAUGGCAUAGCUUUGCCGAGGGCGAAGUCAUUCUAAAGAAAGGCUUUGUUAACAAACGCAAAGGUUUGUUUGCUCGCCGCCGCAUGUUGCUGUUGACCACUGGACCCCGCCUCAUCUACAUUGAUCCCGUGCAAAUGGUGAAGAAAGGUGAAAUACCUUGGAGUCCGGAGUUGAGAGCUGAAGCCAAAAAUUUCAAAAUAUUCUUUGUGCAUACGCCCAAUCGUACCUAUUAUUUGGAUGAUCCCGAAGGCUUCGGUCUCCAAUGGGUGGAAUCCAUUGAGAAAAUGCAUCAUCUAACCUAUAAAGAACAAAUCAAUACCUCAAACUCCAAUGCUGCAGCCGGUAUUGUUGGCUCAUCCUCUUCCACAUCGUCCUCCUGCUCGUCAAAUUCCACAACAAACUCUAAUCGUUUGGCAAUGAAUCUGAACAACAAUAACAAUAAUAACAAUCACAGCCAUUCAACAAGUUCGGUAACGAAAACCUCCUCAGCCAUAUCGUCAACAUCAAUAGCGCAUAAAACCUCAUCAUUGCUGACAGCACCGUUUACAAUACUAAAAACGGCUUCCAAUUAAGCGGAGGAAGGAGGACGCAGGACAAACAAAAGCAGAGGGAAUAUCUUUAGGAUAAUGUAACGAAAAAAAGAAAAAAAAAACAAAAGCCAGCUAACAAGCAACACCACCACCACCAACAACUACAGCAACAACACCAUCUAAAAAGAAAUGACUUGUGGGAAACUUAUGGAACCAUAGAACUAACCAAAUGCAAAAACUAAAGAAGCAGUCUAAAGAAGAAGUCUCACAAAGGAAUAUCACUAUUUGCCUAUCUUUAGUUAAGCCAACGAUAAGCAAUGGGAAUGUUGAAAUGUGUUAAUGGAAACUUAAAACUGAAAACUGAAAAAUUCGCCGCAGCAACUGAAAUCAUCAGCUCCCUCUCUUAAAAUCAACCCCCAUCUACCAGCAAUUCAUAGAAAAAUUAUUUAAAUUUAAUUAUUAUUAUUUUUUUUAUUUUCAUUUGUUUAAUUUAGAACAAAUUUAGUUCAGAGAAAUAAAAAAAAAAGUUAUAAUAUAAACCCAAAACCCUUUAUAUUUUAUAAUUAUUAUAGCAUAAUUAUUAAAACAAAAAAACUAAUGAAAAUAUCCUUUAAAAAAUAAUUUAUUUACAACAAACCGGAAAGAGAAACACCCAACACUUUAUUACAUGUAUAAGUUUGGUAAUAUUUAAACAUACCUAUAUCUAUAUAUAUAUAUAUAUACAUUUACAAAAAAAUUAAUAUAAAUUGAAAAUAAUUAAUAAUUAUACAUGAAAAAGAGAGAGAAACCAGAAAAUACUACUAUUAAAAAAAACAAAACAAACAAAACUCUAGAUAGUCUCAAUUAAAAGGAAAAACAGAAAGUAAUUAUAAUAUACAUAGUACGUAUAUAUAUUAGAAAAGUAUUUAUAUAAAUAUUACAAAAACAAAAAGGAGAAGAAAAACCAGAACCCAAAAUACCUUGUAUACCCACUCCCUCUAUAAAAAACUAAACAAAAACUAAAUUUUAAGCAAUUUAGAAAAAUUUAGCGAAAAUUGCGAAAAUACACACAUUAAUAUUAAUUAUAACUAAAUUAAAGCUAAAUUAAAUUAAAAGAAAUAUUAUACAUAUAUAUAUAUAUACACACAGAUAUAAAACGCAAAGCUAUAUAUAAUAAAAAAUUAAUGAAAAAUAAAUAAUAAAAAUAGCUAUAUUAUAUUGAAAGAAAUAUACGCAAAAUACAUUAGUUUUAAAAAUUAAAGAAAUAUUACAACACAGUAAAAUAUCUUUGAAGCAAAAAAGGAGAAACAAGCAACCAACCAACUACUAUUAACUAUAAGCUCGUUUUUAAGAGAAAACAAAUUGAAAAAAUGUUUCCUAGAAUUUUUGUUUUUUUUUUUUUUUUUUUUAAAUAACAAAAAAAACUGAAAGGGAAAACACUUUUCAAUUUGAGCUCUUUUUUUUUUAUUUAGUACUAAAUAUAAAGCCCCUUUCCCAAAAAAAAAGUUCCCAUUGUAUAAAAAUUAAUUUAGUUUAAAAAAAUUGUAAUUCUAACUAAAAACAACAAUGCAUAUACUUUAAUUUAAUUAUAUAUAUAUAAAAAAAAAAACAAAAAACAAAAAGAGCAAAACAAACACACACACAUUAAGCAAAAAUAAUUUAUUUAAUUUAUCUUAAUUUUAAUUUAACAAAAAUUAAUAAGCAGUAGUUGAAGCCGAUGACGACGAAGAAGAAGAAAAGCUAACAACACAGCCGCUCUCUUUCCUUUCUUUUGGUCAAACAAAAAAAAAAAAAAAAAAAAAAAAAAAAUAAUAUCGAAAUUGUAAAAUCUUACAAAAUUAGUCAAUUUUUUUUUGUUUUUUGUUUAUAUAAGGAAUUCAAAAUUCCUUAUAUACAACUAGGAUUUUUCCUUGUAUUUCCCCUCUUAGAAAUUUUGCCACCAAAUAUUCAAUAAACUGCAUAUGAAAUUUUGUUAUAUUUUUUUACAUUUUCUUUUUGUUUUGUUUGUUUGUUUUUUUCUCUUUUUGUGUUUAUUUCUCUUCCUUUAUUUAUAUUUAUAAAAAUUCAAAUUUACUUCUCCUAUGCUAUUAUUAUUAUUAUUUCUUUUUUGUUUGUAAUACAAUUUAAUCCUAUUUAUAUUUAUAAUACUUAUAUAUAUAUACCCAUAUAUUUAUAAUUAAUUGAAAGUUUAGUAAAAAGCAACCUACACCACCCACAAACAAACCCCUAAUCCAUUAAAAAAAAAAAACUCCCCCAUUUUAGUUUUCUCUCCCCUUUCUUAUUGGAAUUAUACCUUUUAGCUAUAUGAUUUUUUGAAUAUCUAUUUCCGCCAAAAAAUAAUAAUACUAAUUAUCAAAAAAGAAAAGAAAACAGAAAAACGCAGUACUAAAAAUAAAAAUAGUGAAAAAUUGCAAUAAAACUUGCGCUUGUGUGGAAAUAUUUAAGAAAAAGACUUUAAAAAAAUGAUGAAAGAAAGAAAAAGAAAAUAAACCUUAUUUGAAUUUCAAUUAUUUUGCAAACCAAUUUA